Drosophila melanogaster (fruit fly) is the source of this 883-nucleotide messenger RNA. RefSeq names its product seminase (gene Sems). Gene Ontology annotation, molecular function: serine-type endopeptidase activity. The transcript has 2 exons. Bases 22 to 849 code for a protein of 275 amino acids. The record is from RefSeq and is marked reviewed. Gene Ontology annotation, biological process: proteolysis. Gene Ontology annotation, cellular component: extracellular region. NCBI's taxonomy places the organism in Eukaryota, Metazoa, Arthropoda, Insecta, Diptera, Drosophilidae.
AAAAUCCAUUCAGUGCUCGGCAUGAAACGUCUUCUAUUUCUCUUUCUGCUUGCUGGUAUUUUAAUAAACAAUCAUGCCCUGCAGCACAACGAGACCAUUGACUUGAAAAAGUUGGCCAAAAUAGUGCUGCCUCCGGCUUAUCAAACCCGUGUUAUUGGUGGUCGGGUGACCACCAACGCGAAAUUGGGCGGAUACCUGGUGGCAAUGCGGUACUUCAAUAAUUUCAUCUGCGGCGGUACUUUAAUCCAUGAGCUCAUUGUCCUCACGGCGGCGCACUGUUUUGAGGACCGAGCAGAAAAGGAAGCCUGGAGCGUGGAUGGUGGCAUCUCCAGACUCAGCGAAAAAGGCAUUCGUCGUCAAGUUAAGCGCUUCAUUAAGUCGGCCCAGUUUAAAAUGGUCACCAUGAACAUGGACGUGGCUGUGGUGCUACUGAAUCGACCGAUGGUUGGAAAAAACAUCGGAACUCUAUCCUUGUGCAGUACGGCCUUGACUCCGGGACAGACAAUGGACGUAUCCGGCUGGGGAAUGACAAAUCCGGAUGACGAGGGUCCGGGGCAUAUGCUCCGCACGGUAUCAGUACCUGUGAUUGAAAAAAGAAUAUGCCGCGAAGCCUAUCGGGAAUCAGUCUCCAUAUCGGAUAGCAUGUUUUGUGCCUCAGUUUUGGGAAAAAAGGAUGCUUGCACCUACGACUCAGGAGGUCCCUUGGUUUACGAAAAACAAGUCUGCGGCAUUGUGUCCUUUGGGAUCGGAUGUGCGAGCAGGCGUUAUCCCGGUGUCUAUACGGAUGUUCAUUACGUAAAGCCAUUUAUUGUAAAAGGCAUCAAAGCUUUGCUCUCCCGUUCCAGGUAACUGAAAUAAACUUUUUGCAUUAAGAUACUGCAAU